UGUAGGAUACGAUGCACGAAACAGACGUAUGAUUUCUACACACGCGGUUCACGAAUUGAUCACCCCAUGCACGGCCAGCGCGCGUCAUUGAACUUGGGAUAUCCUAUUCAAGAUCACGUGAUGAAAUCGAGGAUGAAAUCAACAAAAACACUGACUACGACAAUGACGUCAUACCGCAUCCAUCGUAUGGUAACAUCGCUCGUCCUCACAGUGCUGGUUCUCUAUAUCACAAUAUGGCCUACAAAAGUAGAAGCAAAUGGUCGUUUGGGCUGUCACGUCAGGCAAUACUUACAAUACAAGGCAGAAAAACCCGGAUGCCGGCCACAAAAUCUUGUUUUAGAUGCCUGUUUUGGGAGGUGCGAUACAUACGAGGUCCCAGAAUUAGAAUUUCCGUUCAAGUCUUCGCACCACGAGAUGUGUUCAUACCACCAAGUCCAGCUUGCGACGAUAGAACUUGAUGAUUGUGAUCCAGGUGUGAACAGGACCUAUACCUACCGGAACGCUAGGAGCUGUAAAUGUCGAAACUGUUCACCAUAUAACACAUUCUGCUUUGGAUUAUCGCUUUAAUUUGAUCUCUAGCAUAUACUGUACCUUGUUUACGCCAUCAUGUUAGUGUCUGUGCAACCACGAUUUGAAUCGCAAAGGUGCAAUAUGCCCUUUAAAGGACAAGUCCACCCCAACAAAAACUUGAUUUGAAUAAAAAGAGAAAAAUUCAACAAGCAUAACACUGAAAAUUUCAUCAAAAUCGGAUGUAAAAUAAAAAAGUUAUGGCAUUUUAAAGUUUCGCUUAUUUUCAACAAAAUAGUUAUAUGAACGAGCCAGUUACAUCCAAAUGAGAGAGUUGAUGACAUCACUCACUCACUAUUUCUUUUGUAUUCUAUUAUAUGAAAUAUGAAAUAUUUUUAUUUUCUCGUCAUUGUCAUGUGAAAUGAAGUUUCAUUCCUCCCUGAACUCGUGGAAUUCCAUUAUUUUAACAUUUUGUGCUUCAGGCAAGGAGGUCCUAAUCGUCAAAUUCGUAAAAAUUGAAAUAUUGUAUAAUUCAAACAAUAAAAAACAAAAGAAAUAGUGAGUGCGUGACAUCAUCGACUCUCUCAUUUGGAUGUAACUGGCUCGUUCAUAUAACUAUUUUGUUGAAAAUAAGCGAAACUUUGAAAUGUCAUAACUUUCUUAUUUUACAUUCGAUUUUGAUGAAAUUUUCAGCAUUGUGCUUGUCUGAUUUUUCUCUAUUAAUUCAAAUCAACAUUGUUCUGAGGUGGACUUGACCUUUAAUUGAUAGGGAGCAUAUAGGAACUGAUAGUCUGUAUGUCUUAAAAUUUACGACCCAUUGUUUUCACAUCCAGCACAAAAAGUGAAAAUAUGAUAUCAUUUUGACCGAUUUUUAUUCAGGGCACUGGGAAUGAUUUUUUUUUUACAAAGGGUGCUGAUGUCAUUUUGACAAGCAAAAAGAAAAAAAAGGAGUUUUUUUAGAAUGAAGGGCAUUUUGGCCCCGAGAAAUUUUGACAAGCAAAAAAAAAAGGUUUCACUCACAUUUUGGUCCAGAGAAAUUUUACAUAGAAACAAACUAAAAAAAACUUUUUUUUUCCACAGCUACCAGAAUUCCAGGGGAUGCUGCCUAUGGAGAAUUACACACGCAGCACCCCCCCCCCCGGAAAAGCAUCCUGCUAAUUCCCAGGGCCAUGACUUUAUUCUAAUCUCAAGCUUGACAAUAUAAGUUUGUGAAACUCAUGGAAAAUAAGUGAUUAUGUGAACGAAGAAGAUAACAGAUGAAUGUAUGAUUUAACAUAAAUGUAUACUUACGAAUGAAUAAAAGUAAAGUUUAAAAAAGUCCUAAAAAAGUAAAAAAAAAAUGUUUUAUUUGGAACAAAGUCGAAUCUUAUGAUAUUGAUAUUCGAACAAUUUUUAGAAAAUUAUCCACAAACGGAAUUUCUGACUGAUAUAUUUAAUGAAAUCAUGCGAUUUAAUUUUCAAAUAAGUAUUAUUCCAGCCUACAGGUGUUCUUUUUUAAAUGAAAGCAUUUAUCUAUACGAAGAUUACAUCCAUAACCCCCCCCCCCCCCUCAUGCACGACACGGGCAGAUGGGUGCUAUGCUCGAUUUUUAAUUUUAUGAAAAUUUUAUGAAAAUCUUAACAUAUUUUACAUGGGGUCAUGUUGCGAUCAGUAUCAACCCUCUUCAAAUCCACAACAAAAGCUGUUUGAAUGGAAUAACAUUCGCGCCAAUAGUAUUACACGGUAACACGCGUGUCAAUGGUAACGAGUGUGUCAAUGGUUAAAGAAAUGAGAUAAGUCCUAUAUCUAGGAAUAAAAGAAAAUGUUGAAAUCACCACUUUAAUCACUUCAGAUCAUAUUCCGAGAGAAAAUCUAAUCGAAUGAACAUAUUGAGAUAAGCAGGAUCUGAUCAUAAUGAUACAAAGACUUAUCAUUUAUCCGAUGACAUAGAUCAUAACUUACAGAUCUUCUUCCCAUGUCUUUUUCUUACCGGUAAAAACUAGGAAACUUCAUAAGAACCGAGUAUCCGGACGAUUUAUAAAUCAGUUUCCAUGGUUACUGUCGUCUGCAUAAAAUGGAUCGGGAAAUGUAAGAGAUAUCGGUCUACAAGUACAUUCAUUGUACAGGACCUUCAUGGAAGUCCGUUAUGUGCACAUAGCUUGUAUAAAUGUUUUCAAAGCCACAUGUUAUUCAUCAAAUGUAAUACUUUAUGUGAAAAUUGGGAUUUUUAUUAUGUAUGUAUUGUAUGAUAAGUGUCACUUGUAUAAAGUAAUAUAGUAAAUGUAAUUUUGCGAAAACUAUUUACUGUUCACGUGCAUUGUGCGCUGUUGUAAUAGCUACAGCUAUUACAGCUACAGCUGUUACAAGAAGACCAUUAAUUUGCUUAUUAAAGGAAACAACGUUAUUUUAUAAAGUGAGUUGUCCUAUGUAGGCCUAUAUACACACACUCUUAAAACUAAUCAGUCAAAUUGACUUGAUCAGUAGUCAACUGAGUGCAACUGAUACGUUUAGUCACAUUUCUGACGCAUAUUCUAUAGUUAGAAAUAACUCUGUUAUAGUAAAUUACGCCUAGAAAAAUAGUCAAAUACAGUUGCACCCAGCUGUCAUGACCCGAUUAACAAGUCGUUUUGACUGAUUUCUUUUGAGAGUGCAUCAUCAUUCAAAAAAGUAAGUCGGAAAGUUUUAUCACUUGAUUGUAUGUAUGUAAGCAACCAGUUAGUUUUGGAGAGGUGACAUUUCGAUCAUGAUGAUCUUAUUAUACUCCCCUAGUAUCAGUAUUCUAUUUUGAAUAUCACCGCUAUUUUCUGUAAGUAAACAUGGAAAAAAGUACAUGUAGCAAAACUAUUAAUUUUCCUAUUUCCCACAUCCACGGACCGCUACUAUAAAUACAGAGCUAUGUCCAGUCACAUUUGAGUUCUCGAAAAUCUUUCAUGUUAAAUGUAAAAAUCAUAUUACUUACACAUCAGCAUUUUGUUAUACCACAGCCCAAAAGUCCCCUAAUCCCGGUCGGCCGGCCCUCUCUCUGUCUCUUUUUCGCUUCUACCAUGCUCUGUUGUCAAGCAAAUGUGAGUCUCCCAUCCCCCUCUCCCUCCCUUUCUCUCUUCCAUGUUCUCUUCACAAGCGACUGUGACUGUCUCUUGUCUUGGACAAGUUUUGAUUCGAUCUUGUUUGAAGCAAGCUUGCAAACAAUCUAUGUUUCUUCAUGAGACGUUUUAUCACCUCAUCAGAGAGGGUUGACAUCUGAAAAAUAAUAACAUUCAAAUCGCCUUGAAAGUAAUAUUUUUCGCAAUCCCCUUCACAGAGGGUAUUCAAAUGUUUACUACUUGUUGUGAUUAGUAAUGAUGUAACAAUGUGCCUGGGUGUAAUUUUGUUUUUAGUUAAGUGAUCUUGCAGAAAAAAAGUGAUAAGUGUGGUGAAAGUUGUCACUGAAAAAGGUCGACAUAAUUAAUGCUUCAUAUCGCAAAUCAUUGUAAUAGAGAUUGUAGGCAACAGUUAUGAUCACAUCAAUUGUAUAAAAUACAACUUCAGGGUGUUAUUUUUUCUCAACAUGACGAAGCUAAUAAACAAAAGUAUUUAUCAAUUUUG
This is a messenger RNA of Lytechinus pictus (painted urchin), 4071 nucleotides long. Its product is annotated as glycoprotein hormone beta-5-like. Bases 67 to 567 code for a protein of 166 amino acids. Gene Ontology annotation, biological process: G protein-coupled receptor signaling pathway. The record is from RefSeq and is a predicted model, not a curated record. Gene Ontology annotation, cellular component: extracellular region; cytoplasm. The transcript is spliced from 3 exons. NCBI's taxonomy places the organism in Eukaryota, Metazoa, Echinodermata, Echinoidea, Temnopleuroida, Toxopneustidae. Gene Ontology annotation, molecular function: hormone activity.